AUGUCCGACGUUAUCCUAGUCACCGGUGGAUCUGGCCUUGUCGGCGCAGCUAUCAAAUAUAUUAUCGAGACCGAGCCAGAGGGCAGCCGGUUUGGCAAGCGACCUGGUGAAAAAUGGGUAUUCGCGAGCUCAUCCGAGGGCGAUUUAAGGCAUGUCAAGUACCCCGCCGCGACCAGCGCCCUUUUCGACAAGUACAAACCCACGCAUGUUAUCCACCUCGCUGCCCUCGUCGGAGGUCUUUUCAAGAAUAUGAAGUACAAACUCACUUUCUUGCGUGAUAACGUCCGAAUCAACGACAAUGUCCUCGAAACGUCUCAUCAAAUAAAGGUCAAAAAACUCAUUUCUUGUCUUUCUACGUGUGUGUUCCCCGACAAGGUCGAAUACCCGCUGGACGAGAAUAAGAUCCACCUUGGGCCGCCGCAUGAUAGCAAUUUUGGUUACGCGCAUGCUAAGCGCAUGGUAGAUGUUCAAAACCACGCGUACAAUGAGGAGUUUGGCGACAACUUCACCUCGGCGAUCCCCACCAACGUGUUUGGCCCCCAUGACAACUUCGAUUUGGAAGAUUCGCAUGUCAUUCCUGGGCUGAUCCAUAAAUGCUACCUAGCAAAGAGGAACGGAACACCAUUCGUUGUGUCUGGGACUGGAAAGCCCCUUCGCCAGUUUAUCUACUCUCGCGACCUGGCGAAGCUUUUCAUUUGGAUGCUUCGCGACUAUGAGAGCGUAGAACCUUUAAUUCUGAGCGUUGGCGAGGACGAGGAAGUGAGCAUCAGAUCUGUCGCUGAUGCAAUUGUCAAGGCAGUCGGCUUCGAGGGCGAGUACAAGUUUGAUACCUCUCGGGCUGAUGGUCAAUUCCGCAAACCUGCUUCUAACAAGAAACUACUUGAGCUAACUGGGGGCUUUGAAUUUACGCCAUUUGACAAGGCGCUCGAUGAGACGGUAAAGUGGUUCUUGGAAAACUAUGACUCGGGAGCACGCACUGGAAAAGUUCCAAAGGCAUAG
This is a messenger RNA of Rhizoctonia solani, 999 nucleotides long. RefSeq names its product GDP-L-fucose synthase. Gene Ontology annotation, biological process: nucleotide-sugar biosynthetic process. Bases 1 to 999 code for a protein of 332 amino acids. NCBI's taxonomy places the organism in Eukaryota, Fungi, Basidiomycota, Agaricomycetes, Cantharellales, Ceratobasidiaceae. The record is from RefSeq and is a predicted model, not a curated record. Gene Ontology annotation, molecular function: GDP-L-fucose synthase activity. The transcript has 8 exons.